AAACAAAGCUGACAGCUAUUUAGUUAGCCAUAAACCUCUUCUGAAUGGGCGCUGGGCGUGAGAAUCAGGCCGGUAUUUUAUAGAUUUUGGCUAAAUCGUUUUAAUAUAUUUAUUUUUAGGAAUCUUUCGCGGCUAAUCGGUCUGCUUUGCUAGCCAAAGUUCCGUUUUACAGCUACGAAAAAGCUAACAUUUAAACCAGAGCGCUAGAGAUAUUUCCACAUUCUACAAAGUAUAUUUAAAUAGUUACUUAUUUAAUCGAACCGAUAAGUUAUUGAGCCGUAAAGGUAGCAGUUAACAGCACCGAUUACCUGCUUCGGGAAAAAAAGACCGAGAGUUCGUUUGUUUAUCAGAGACUACCAUGUCUACUUCCAACGCAAGUUUUAAAAACAAGUGCGUUGCUCAGGUGAACUGUAUAUUCUGUGAGAGCCUGCUGUGCACCAGAGGAAUGAAGGCAGUGCUGCUCGCAGACACCGAAGUGGAGCUUUUUUCCACGGAUAUACCUCCAAACAGAACUGUUGACUUUGUGGCCAGCUGCUACUCCACUGAGAGCUGCAAAUGCAAACUGAGAGACAUUGCAUGCCUCAAAUGUGGAAACGUUGUUGGCUAUCACGUGGUGGCCCCCUGUAAACCAUGCCUACUCUCGUGCAACAACGGCCAUUUCUGGAUGUUCAACAGUGACGCCGUAUCUACGCUCAACAGACUGGAUGCGACGGGUCUGAAUCUGCUUCUGUGGGGAGAUCUUCCUGAGCUAGAAGACAGUGAGAACGAAGAGUCAGAAAGCCCGUCGGAGGAGGAGUGCAUCAGCCCUGUUGGCAAAUGCUGAAAGCACCGAAUGUGACGCUUACUGACAUUAGCGGAUGAAAGAAGUGGCCUUUGGAAUCCCGCUCGGCCUCCUGGAAGGAAAUCAAAUAAAAGCUGACAGUGAAGUAUGUUCAACAAAACUUUGUGUGCAUAGGAAAUGUUAUUAGCUGGAAAUGAUUUAAACCAAAAAGCCAAAAAUCUGUAAUUAGUUUCUUCUUUCAUUACAAACUUUGUUUACAGAUGCUUUGGCUCGUAUCCUGCUACAAUACUUAAUAUUUGUUCCUUAAUUUAAGACUUCAUUGUGUUGUGCUUUGUUUUUGCACAUUAAAGAUUGGAUGUGUAAAGUUUUACCUCAAAGAAGAGCGGUUGUGAGUCUCCUCUGGCCAGGACAUUUGUAAAAUAUGGAAUCUAUUUAAAUGGCUGUUUCUGAUGUGAAUAACUUUGAAUAAUGUGCCCUGCUGAAAAUGUAUAUUUUGAAAUUGCACUAAAACUUCAUUGGUUGUUGGACAAUUAUUUCUUGUUUUGUAUGCUUGUUAAAAUAUUAAAGUUUUUCUUUCCUCAAAAUACGAGAAUUCUCUGAAUUUUUUUCUUUUUUAUUAGAUUUUAAAAGAUAUCACAGGAUUAAGGUCCAAGCAUGUUUUCUGUUGUUUUCUAAAAUAUACGUCACUUGUUUUGACAUGUUUAACCCUGGAGAGCUAUCACUGGGUGAUUUUCAUCUGAGGAAAGGUAUUGACAUGAUUUUUAAAUUAUUACAUUUUUCUGAGUGUCUUGGGUCCCUGGGUAAAGUUUCACAUGUCCCAGGACUGGGUGGACACAAGGUCAAGUCUCCAGUAUCUUUUUUUUUUUUGUAGGAAUUUUUUCCUCUCAAAUUCCUAAUUUUUAUGUAAGUUUUAAGAAUGUUUUUAGGAUUUUCCUUUGUUUUUAUUUUCCAUUUUGUUGCAUAUACC
Molecule: messenger RNA, 1748 nt
Organism: Oryzias melastigma (Indian medaka)
Lineage: Eukaryota; Metazoa; Chordata; Actinopteri; Beloniformes; Adrianichthyidae
Gene: fam72a
Product: family with sequence similarity 72 member A
Exons: 5
Coding region: 359-823 (154 amino acids)
Cellular component (GO): cytosol
Source: RefSeq, a predicted model, not a curated record